CAAGGCAUGCGCAUCACACGUGACUCAUCUUCACUUCUCUCCAACGUUUGAGGGCAAUGGUGGCGAGCAUUCGCGUACGCGUCCCUUGUUUCCAUUCACUCUGCACUCUACUCAGUCUCUCGCUCUCACAACGCUGUCAAUCUCUCAGCGCAUUCACACACCCAUUACACGUUCACCGCCAUUCCCAACUGUUCCUACACCAUGGCCAACCUCAAGCUCUUUUGUAUCAUUGAUGGAGAGUCGAUCGCAUUUACAGUCAAAAUUGCGGCAUCAGACACUGUUGAUGACUUCAAGAAGCUCAUCAAGGCUCAGAAGGCUUCGCCUUCAACAACAUUGCGGCCGGCAAGCUCACGCUCUGGCUUGUCACGAUCCCCGUUGAUGUUGAGGAGGUUCCCAUCAGGCUCGACACCCUGAAUGAGAAGAAGAAGCUGCGCCCGACCAGCGAUCUCUCGGAAGUGUUUAGUGAGGGGCCCCCAAAGAAUGCAAUCCACAUCAUCGUUCAGCGAC
Messenger RNA from Gamsiella multidivaricata, 507 nucleotides. RefSeq lists its product as uncharacterized. Lineage: Eukaryota; Fungi; Mortierellomycota; Mortierellomycetes; Mortierellales; Mortierellaceae. The coding region runs from base 202 to 414 and encodes 70 amino acids. The transcript has a single exon. The record is from RefSeq and is a predicted model, not a curated record.